AUGUCCUCCGCCGCAGGAAAACCAACGGUCCACCACAACAGCAAGGUCAAGCAGGGGAAUCCAAAUCCAAACACUGCUACAACAACCAAGAAGAAGAAGAAGCAGCAGCUCCUCUUGGGAGUCUUCAGAUCUUCCUCAACCUCCAAUUCCUUCUGCGGCUGCGGCCUCUCCGACGUCCACGACCCUGCCUCCUCCUCCAAAUUCACCGUCUCCAGAACCACCACUGUCCCUCCUUCCCCUUCCUCCAGCAUCAACAUCCUCGCUUUCCUCCCCAAACACCCCAACUCCCCCGCCGCCGCCGCCGACGAAGAUCGAGAUCCGUCGCGCGCCGAUUACUCCUCCUCCGCCACCAGCACCACCACCGCGACGACGACGACGGCGACGUCCUCCACCUGCUCCUCCUCGUCCUCGUCCUACGAGAGCAGCAGCGCUGCGGAUCGGGGGAGAUCGGCGAUCGGGAGCAGCAUCGCGGUGGUGAAGGACUCGGACGAUCCGUACGAGGAUUUUAGGGAUUCGAUGAUGCAGAUGGUGGUGGAGAAGGGGAUUUACAGCCGGAGCGGAUUGGAGGAGCUGCUGAAGCGGUUCCUGGAGCUGAAUUCCCCCUGCUACCACACCGUCAUCGUUCGGGCGUUCACUCAGAUCUGGAACGAGGUGGUGGUCGCCGCCGCCGACGUCGUCGGCAGGCAGCAGCACGGCACGUGCGGAGGCCGCUGA
Linum tenue is the source of this 714-nucleotide messenger RNA. The record is from the annotation of a GenBank genome assembly. Lineage: Eukaryota; Viridiplantae; Streptophyta; Magnoliopsida; Malpighiales; Linaceae.